Messenger RNA from Lactuca virosa, 702 nucleotides. NCBI's taxonomy places the organism in Eukaryota, Viridiplantae, Streptophyta, Magnoliopsida, Asterales, Asteraceae. The record is from the annotation of a GenBank genome assembly.
AUGGUCACGAGGGGCAAAUCGGUCAUUUCCACCACCAUGGCUGUUAGGUGGACCCGACAUGCACGGGUCAUUAAACAUUGCAGCUCCGGUUGGGGUCAAAGUCAACCCGAUGUUUUGUCCAGCCUGGCAUCCGGUGUACAAACCGCGGGCCCCAGUUCAAAAGGUGGGGCCGACAUUCAACCUUUACAAGUAGACGAAAGUGUAAGUUUCGAUGACAUAGGCGGGCUUUCUGGUUACAUCGACGCGUUAAAAGAAAUGGUGUUUUUCCCGCUUUUGUACCCGGAUUUUUUCGCUAAUUACCAUAUUACCCCUCCGAGAGGAGUCCUCCUCUGUGGGCCACCUGGCACUGGGAAGACAUUAAUCGCACGUGCUUUAGCUUGUGCUGCUUCAAAAGCCGGACAGAAAGUGAGUUUCUACAUGAGGAAAGGAGCGGAUGUGCUUUCCAAAUGGGUAGGUGAAGCCGAAAGACAGCUGAAAUUGCUCUUUGAAGAAGCACAAAGAAACCAACCUUCAAUUAUAUUCUUUGAUGAAAUUGACGGACUUGCCCCUGUGAGGUCAAGCAAACAAGAACAGAUUCACAACUCCAUUGUUUCAACUCUUCUUGCAUUAAUGGAUGGUUUGGAUUCAAGAGGACAAGUGGUUUUAAUCGGGGCAACAAAUCGGAUCGAUGCGAUUGAUGGAGCAUUGAGAAAGACCUGGUAG